Messenger RNA from Rotaria sp. Silwood1, 861 nucleotides. The record is from the annotation of a GenBank genome assembly. Lineage: Eukaryota; Metazoa; Rotifera; Eurotatoria; Philodinida; Philodinidae.
AUGCUUUAUUUUAUUGGCCUUGGUUUAGCUGAUGUUGAUGAUUUAACUGUUAAAGGUUUACGUAUAAUUAAAAAUUGUAAAGAAGUUUAUUUGGAAACAUAUACAACAAUUUUACAAAUUGAUCAAAAAACAUUAGAAGAAUAUUUAGGAAUUCAAGUCAUACCUGCUGACAGAGAACUUGUUGAACUUUCAGCUGAUACGAUAUUAAAUAAUGCUCGAGAUCAUGAUAUAGCAUUUCUUGUUGGUGGUGAUCCACUGUCAGCAACAACUCAUACUGAUUUAAUUUUACGCGCUGUUGAACUUAAUAUUCCUUAUAAAGUCAUACAUAAUGCAUCAAUAAUGAAUGCUAUUGGUAGUUGUGGAUUACAGUUAUAUCAUUUCGGUGAAACGGUUUCGAUUGUUUUUUGGACAGAUACAUGGCGACCAACAAGUUUUUGUGAAAAAAUUGUUGCUAAUCGACGACGUGGUUUACACACACUUUGUUUAUUAGAUAUCAAAAUCAAAGAACAAGAUGAAGCUAGUUAUAUGAAAAAGAAAAAAACAUAUCUACCACCGCGUUUUAUGACUGCAUCACAAGCAGCUUCUCAAAUCCUUGAAUCAGCCAAACAAUUACAAGUUGAAGAUGUAAUCAAUGAGAAAACAUUAUGUGUGGGUGCAGCACGUAUUGGUUGGUCAGAUGAAAAGUUUAUAACAACGACUUUACGUCGAAUGGCUGAUGAAAUUGAUUUAGGUCGUCCAUUACAUUCACUUGUUAUUGUUGGUCAAUUACAUCCACUUGAAAUUGAUUAUCUUAAAAUUCAUACAAUUGAAUCAUCAUUUGAUCAAUUAGCACUAGAGAACAACCAGAGUUUAAAUCAUUAA